This is a messenger RNA of Capsella rubella, 1122 nucleotides long. RefSeq names its product peptide chain release factor 1. Bases 27 to 830 code for a protein of 267 amino acids. The record is from RefSeq and is a predicted model, not a curated record. Gene Ontology annotation, cellular component: chloroplast. Gene Ontology annotation, biological process: translational termination. Gene Ontology annotation, molecular function: translation release factor activity. Lineage: Eukaryota; Viridiplantae; Streptophyta; Magnoliopsida; Brassicales; Brassicaceae. The transcript is spliced from 6 exons.
AACCAAUCCGUCGCGGUGGUUCAGCCAUGGCGAUCAUGGCCGUAGCCGCUCUCUUUCACGCUCGCUUCCCUCUUCUCCUCCGUCUCACUGUCCCGUCUAUCUCGUCUCCGUCUAUCUCGUCUCCGUCUUCUGUUAUCUACUAUCGAAGGACUGUUCCGUCCGAUGGGUUCAGCAACCGAUUACGCUCGAUUCUCCGUUACUCAUCGUCCGACGGCGGCGGCGGAAGUGGCAGUGACGAUUUAGGCGGCGUUAAGGAUUCCGGUAGCGUUGUUUCGGAUGUUCAGAGUCCAAAUUACUUGAAGUUUACGGAUGAAGAGUUGAUGAAGCAAUGCAGAUUAGAGACGUUUAGAGUUUCGGGACCUGGAGGACAACACCGGAACAAGCGUGACUCCGCCGUGCGUCUUAAACAUCUCCCCACCGGAAUCGUAGCUCAGGCCGUCGAGGAUCGUUCACAGCACAAGAAUCGUGCUUCUGCUCUGAAUCGUCUUCGCACGCUUCUCGCCAUCAAAGUGAGGAACAAAGUGGACAUUGAGGCGUAUGCUCCUCCUCCUGAGCUUCUUCAGAUUCUACCUCCUAAGUCCACCAUUAGAACUUCUUCUGGUUCACAGAUUGGUCCCAACAAUCCUAAAUUUGUACCUGGAAUGCAAGCUUUGCUUGACGUUAUUUCUGCUUCUGAUGGUUCUAUUGCCGAUUCUGCCAAAUUGCUUGGUUUGAGCACUGGUGGCUUAUCUCGUUUGAUACUCUCCCAUGAUGGUCUUCGUAUGGCAGUCAAUAGUAUGAGAGCAGCGAAGCAUUAUUUUGUAGGUUUGGUUUCAGUAGUUGAAGUUUAGCUUGGGAAUGAAGGCUCUCAAGUAGUUGGGAUGUAAUGCCAUUUGAAAGAUGAUGUUGGGGCUUUGACGAGUUGUAUUUGGGUAGCUACUGCAGCACCACUAUUUCACAUACCAUAUUUUGUAUAUAAAACAAAGGUUAAAUGUUGAGUUCAGUCUAAAAUUUGUACUUUUAAGAUCAUAGAAAUAGUCACGUAUUUGAGAUGAUAUAUACUAUUGGCGGUUUGCAGUAAUUUUUUGUCCUCUUUGUUAUGAUUUUGUUGGAAGCUAAUACAGUUGAUUUGGAUUAAUUAUA